Leptidea sinapis is the source of this 10001-nucleotide messenger RNA. It is a transcript of the gene Naa60, whose product is annotated as N-alpha-acetyltransferase 60. The record is from RefSeq and is a predicted model, not a curated record. Gene Ontology annotation, biological process: N-terminal peptidyl-methionine acetylation. Bases 142 to 885 code for a protein of 247 amino acids. Gene Ontology annotation, molecular function: histone acetyltransferase activity; protein-N-terminal amino-acid acetyltransferase activity. The transcript is spliced from 5 exons. Gene Ontology annotation, cellular component: Golgi membrane. Lineage: Eukaryota; Metazoa; Arthropoda; Insecta; Lepidoptera; Pieridae.
GUUGUUACUGUGUAUAUUAAAUAGGUGCAAAUUUGCUAUUUUUAAUAUAAAUCCUUAAAUUAAUUAUUAGGGAGGCAAUAAUAUUAAGGAAAUAUUUUUGAGGAAUAUACAGUAUUAAAGAAUUAAUGGCCAAAUUAACGAAUGGCUGGAUUCAGCUGGUACCUUUCAGAAGGCUUCCAAGUAAUAAUUGAGAAGUCUAAGGACGCGCAAUGUUCUCUUAAAGAUAUUCAAUUGCGUUUUUUGUGCCCCGAUGAUCUGGAAGAGGUGAGAGCUUUAUGUAGAGAAUGGUUUCCAAUAGAGUAUCCACAGUCUUGGUAUGAAGAUAUCACAUCGUCAGAUAGAUUUUUCGCCUUAGCUGCUGUGUACAAGAGUCAAAUUAUAGGCCUUAUUGUUGCUGAAAUCAAACCAUAUCUUAAGCUAAAUGCAGAAGACCGAGGAAUACUAUCAAGAUGGUUUGCAUCAAAGGAUACACUUGUAGCUUAUAUUCUUUCACUAGGUGUUGUAAGGUCGUAUCGUCGGUCAGGGGUUGCGACAAUGCUGCUAGAUGUACUAAUCAACCAUCUAGCAGGCCCAUUCGCUCAGCCACCCCAUGAGCAUCAUGUCAAGGCGAUAUUCCUACAUGUACUGACUACCAAUAGGGAAGCAAUUCUCUUUUACGAGAAGAGAAGAUUUAGGCUCCAUUCAUUUCUGCCAUACUAUUAUUCAAUAAAAGGCAGAUGUAAAGAUGGAUUCACGUACGUGUACUAUGUAAAUGGGGGGCACGCUCCUUGGGGCUUGUAUGACUAUGUGAAGUUCGUCGCUAGAGCCGCUUGGAGGGGAGGGGGCCUAUACCCUUGGCUUUGGGGGAAACUUCGUACUGCGCUAACGAUAGCGUGGCAUAGAUAGCUGUAACUUAUUGUAUAGAUCUUCGAUAAUUUAUACGUCUAGAUACACUUGAAAGCUGCGAAAAAAUAGCGGCCAACUGUAAGCCUUUAUUUUUAACAAAACAAAAGUGACUGAGUGUAAGACGUAGCUGUCAUGCACACUAAAGUAAUAAACAUGGCCUGUUGUCAUGCGAUGCCGAAUAUCUCUCUCAAGACGUAUAAAUUAUCUAAGAUAUAGAUUUAAAGUUAAACCAACAUGUGACUUGCGCCGGCGUGCGAAUAACGUAAUUUGUGGGUACAUGUAAAACAUUAAUAACGUAGAAAUGUUUUAUUUUUUUUUUAAAUACUUAAAUUAGUUGGACAUCACAAUUCGCCAAAAAAUCGGCAUACAAAUAUUUAAAUGUAGGAUUGUACUGAUUACGAGCAGGUUUCCCUGAAUUUGCCCACUUAAAUUUUGGCAUAUUAUUUCAAACAACUUUGUUUUCUCAUCUGUGUACCGAUAAGAAUGAAACAAAUACUGAAUCCGGGAACUACUACCAAGUAUCCGUUUUCGAACACUGCUUUUAGUGGCCUCCUUUCUACAAGCGCUACGUUUAAAAAAUAUUAACAUUUAAUCUUCACACACUAUUUUUUAUAAUUAUGUAGGUAAAAACGUAAACACCUUGGUUUGUUAUAUGACUAUCAGUAAAGUAUCGUUGGAUGCUUUUAUUUAUACUAAAAAAAAAUAUUUUAUUUGACCGCUCUAUUUUGUUUUAAAUCUAUGUGAUUGCAAAGGACGUUGCGGGUGGAAAGGGGCGGGGGGCGCUUCAAGAUAUAGACCUAUAAAGAUUUGAACAGAACAAAAAAUCUUUGAAGUUUACUUGCUUACUACUUACUUCUUUAGUAUGCCGGCUGUGCGACCCAAAGUAGAUAUUGGCUUCCUAUCUUUUGCUACUUGAUGCAAGAAUACUUAAGACCAUGCAAAUGUUAUUCAAGUUUCUUCUCCCAGAAUUCGCUUGGCUAGGGUAAGUAAAUAAUUCAUAAACAUAAAAAUUCUACUCAUCUACCUGAAGCCUUUUUUUUAUUUGUAGCUCGACUGUUUACACACUUAGCCUCUUGAUUGGGCCAUUGUGCGUGUUCGUUUAUCUUCUUACUCCAACCAGCCCAGAUCAUUCCAGAAGUCUAGCAGUAUUUUUAAGUUUCUGCAGCCGUCCGGAAGCGAUGCUGGUGAUAGGAGUAUUUGUGCCCGUUGUUCGGCCACACCCCUCCACUCAUAAGCACGUGUUCUGGCGUGUCUUGUGCCUCCAUGCAUCCUCUGCACAGAGGGCUGUCUGUUACACCUAUGAUAGACAGAUAUUUGUCCAAGGGACAGUGACCGGUGACAACACCUACAAUUGUACGUAUUUGGUCCCUGUGUAGUCUCAUCAGGUUGCGGGCGAACCUCUUUGACGGCACCGGAACCGCAUUCUUUGUUUGCCUGCAACCUUUUUCUUCCCUGUUUCUCCACUCUGUUAUGUGGGAUUGUUCCGUUUUUUCUCCUCCGUUUUUGGGCCUUAGGUAUGGGUAGCAGUGGCUCCGGUCCAUAUGCUACAGCUUCGGAUCCCCUUUUGGCUAGUUCAUCUACAGCAUCUGAAGCCUUAUUAUCCUCUUGCUUUUCAACAUUAUUUAGAUUUAAAGUAGUUUUUUUUAUUAUACGUAAUAUAAUUGAAUAUUUUUGUGUUAUUAAUGUUUUACAUGGAAUCCUUAAAUCAUUAUUUAGAUAUAGGAAUUCUCAUUAUUUGAGCCUGUUUUAACAUGUUUUAGUAUGGUUUACCAUACUAUUAGUCUACAAUUAUAAUGGCUUUAACAUGCCAAUGAUUCUAAAUGCAAUUAUUAAAUGUCUUGCCUUAUUGUGGACACGCCUCAAUAUCUUACUACCGUACUCAAGAAACGAAAAUAAAUUUAAAUUUAUUUUGUACCCAUAAUAAUUACGAGAACUAAUUUCUUAGCUAUUUUACAGUAUCUACUAUGUCUGUUUUCGAUGUCCGGUAUUUUUUUCAGUCAGCAUUACUAAAUACAUGGUUUUCGGUGUAUCCACCUUAAAACAGCCAUCAUACGGUAUACAGGAUGUCCCAAAGUUAUGGGACAUGAAGGGAAAGUACCUUAAAUAUCGAAGAUAGGCAAUUUUACUGAAAGAAGACUUUAUGUUAUUUUAAAAAGUUAGUAAUUCUGCAUUCAAAGAUUUUCUAAAAAUUACUUGCCUCGUCUGGGAAUCGAACCGUCUUAAAUAUACCCCCUACUCUUAUGAUGCCAAUCGAAAGAAUGGCCAAAAACUAAUAACUCUUCUUAAGUAACAUAGUAUUUUAAAAGAAAGUAGUCAAUUAAGUGGGUAUUAUUUGUAAAUUAAUUAAUUAAAUGGUCAAAAUGUGAUAUCUCUUGUCUUACGCAAAUCGCCAAUCUUUUAAUGAGUCCGCUGCCUGUUGAUUUUCUUAUCAUUUUAUGGUGAAUACUCGAUAUGAUAUGGCACAAUUCUGUUUGUAACUCGCCCACGUUCUCCUAUCGAUUUUUGUAUAGCAUCUCUUUCACGUAUCCCCAAAAGAAGAAAUCUAAUGGUGUAAGGUCCGGGGAUCUGGCCGGCCAUCUAAUCGGUCCAUUCGUACCAAUCCAAGUAGGAAAACAUUCGUUUUACGUUGUUCCUUUCUUUUAAAAUACUAUGUCACUUAAGAAGAGCUAUUAGUUUUUAGCCAUUCUUUCGAUUGGCGUCAUAAAAGUAGGGUUUUUUUUUUUACAUUUCAGUCGGUUCGAUUCCCAGACGAGGCAAGUAAUUUUUAGAAAAUCUUUGAAUGCCGAAUUACUAAUUUUUAAAAAUAACAUGAAGUCUUCUUUCAGUAAAAUUGCCUAUCUUCGAUAUUUAAGGUACUUUCCCUUCUUGUCCCAUAACUUUGGGACAUCCUGUUUACCCAUAGGUGUGAAUUUAAUUAAUUUGAUUAUUUAUUGUACUAUCUUCUCCCUCUAGUUAGUAUGUACAGUCACAUACACAAAAGCAAUUGAAUAGGGAACAAUGCGGUUAGGGUUCUGAAACAAAAAAGAAAAUUAUCGAAAAUUAGGAGGCUCUUUUCGGUUUUUCGGUUCUACCUAUAGUUGAUAAAUAAAGAUAGAAAAUUCUUAUUUUUUUUUUCCUGUUUUUUUUUAGUUUUAGUUUUGAAUAUUGAUAGCAGCUGCAUACAAAGUUAUUGCAUAAUGCGAUAAUAAUAAACCUUACAAUAAUUGUCCUGUGAUCAAUUAAUAUGGGUAAAUUGUAUAAAAAUUGAAAUACAAACUUACGGAGAAAUGAAAUCUUCCGGUGAAAAUUGUACCAAUAUCGGUUCAGUAUUUUAGGUUUAAAUUCGAAGAUACAUAGAUGCAGUAAAAAUCUUCCUACUCUUUUGACAAAUAAUUUUUUUGGUGACGUUUCUAAGUGCGGUGGUUUAUUUUAUAAAGAGGCUAUAUAUGCUUUUAUGUGUAUAUUAAAGUUAAUUACUCUAUGUAACAUAAAACAUUGUCGUAUUAAGUAUUUAUAAAGUAAUUUAUUGUAAAAAAAUUCAAAAUUUUGUAAUUAUUUUUAACGAACAUAAUUGAAAUUAGUAUUUUACUUUUAAAUUUGUAUUAUUUUUGCUAAUAUACUCUUGAAAUAAUUAUUUUAGUGAUUAAAUUAGUAAUCAGGUUUUCGAUAAACUCUUUGAUGGUUGUAAUACUUGUCGAAUAAUACUAAAAUAGAACAUUCUAAGAUUUUACUUGCAAUCCUUUCACUCAUAUAAAUGUAGUCAUAAUUUACGUUCAUACAAAAACUAACCAUACUACUAGUAUAAUAGAGCUCAAUACUGUAUGAUAAAUUAGAAACAUUAUUAUUUUUGAAUAAAGGCGUUAUUUUUCGGAAAACCAGAAUGCUAUCCUAAUGCUAUGAGUUUUUGCCUUCGACGCAUCCUCAGGAGAUGUAGACUCGCCGAAUUUUUCCGACUCGAAACACGUGUUGAACUGGCUGAAAAUAAAUCAUAGCUUAAUUUAGACUAAAAGACUCAUAGCAUUAUGAUACAUGAAAUUUCGAUGACGAUUGAUAACUCCAGUCGCGAGUUCUAGAAAAUUUCGGACAAUGACCUCAAUCCCUAUUACAUUGCAAGCAAUGUGUGUUAUCAGCGGGACUAAUAGAUUAUGUGUCACUUUUGACGUUUCGUUAUAUAUACCUACCGUACGUAUUUAUAGCGUUCUAGCGCUGCGUGUUUAUACUGUCCGGUUAGACGACAAAUUUCUGCAGCGCUGCAGCGAACUUUUUCUUUUAACUGUCAUUGUUUUAGACAGCUAUUUAAAAAGAUAUUUAAGUAUGUUAUAAAUAAUAUCAGCUCUUUGAACAUAUUUCUUGGCAUAGCUACUAUAUUAUGUAGUAGCGACCUUCCUAUAAAUACGUUACAAAAACAAGUGUGUGUGUGUACUUAUGUAUGCACGCAAGAAGUUAUGCUUCUUUGGCCUAACAAAGCAAUUAUCCAUAAAAUUAUUUAUUCCUUGUGCCAUUCUACGUUUGUAGAAAGAACAAUAUUGUAAAAAUCUUGCAAAGAUGGCUUUGACGAUUAAUUAUUCAAUAACGAAAACGUCUGUACGGGCUUAAACCGUUUGCCUGUCCUAAUAAUGGACGAAGAAACAAAAAAAAAAUACGAAUGCCGCGAACGUCACAAAAAUGUUAGGAACCAACUUCACCCUGUUCCUUUUUUGUUAAAGUGAUGCGCUCGCAUCUUAAAAUUUCACUCUCAUAUUUUUUUUAUAACGUGCCAAAAGAAGUAUAACUUCAUAAUUUUUUGCAUUAAUUCAGCGAAAUCGUCAUGCAUAUAUUUUACGGUCCCGUAUGUCCGAGUGUCUGCUAAUUUCAGUCGAACAAUUUGUGAUAUUUUUAUUCGAUACACGUUUUAAAGGAUAAAAAAAAAAUAUUUCCGUUAGCUUUCGUAUAUGUUUUUAAUUUCGGUCGAAUGUUUUGUUAUUAUGUGCCAUUAAUACGUAGUUUUCACGCGUGUUUUCUAACAAAUGUAAAGUAACUUUGAGAAUAGUAACUGUUGGAUGACUAGAAAGUGCAUUUCCUUUUUUGACAUUUUCCAAAAACAAUAAUUCGUGUUGUAAUUUCGAGUAAUGAACUUGGCUUUUUAGCCAAGGGUGUUGAUGCGUUUGUUUUUAAGAAUGUUUCUAUAUCUCGAAGUCGAAAGUCUUUAAACUAUAAGAAUAAAAUUACUGGGCAAAUGAGACUUAUCAUCCUAUGUCUCAAGGUGACGAGCGCAAGAGUAGUGCCGCUCAGAAUUUUUGGGUUUUUCAAGAAUCCUGAGCGGCACUGCAUUGUAAAGGGUAGGUCGUAUCAAUCACCAUCAACUGAACGUCCUGCUCGUCUCGAACUACUGUCCUAAAAAAAAUACAAAGAUCUGUUAUGAACCAUGUGACAUGAAAAAUUCGUAUUCUGCAGUCGUAGAUUAAAAAAAACUGAACCAUCUCAUCGAUUUAAGUGACAAGAAAAAUUGGUAGUCGUAGAUUUAAAACAAAAACUAGUUGGUCUUAGUUCGGCAAUUGAACCCGGAAGUUUUGAAAAAUAAAUCAAAUCAAAUUAAAAAAAAUUGAUUGAGGAUUUUAAAAAUUGAUUUGAUUUAAAAAAUAAAACGUAUAUUAAAUCUAUAGUCGAGGUCAUCCGAUUUAACCCUACUACAAAUCUUGUAGGUAUAUUAUUUUUUAUUCUCAUUUAUUGUUAUGGCGGCAUUAUUUCGUAUUGUGGAUGAGUUUAAGGCUGAGAGCGUACUGAGACUUUGCUAAGACUUUACUUGCAUAACACUGAGCUGAGCUGUAAGAUUAGCAUAAUUUCUGAUUUCAUUUUUAUAUAAUGAAAUGAAAUUUUAUUUGCUAGAAACAUUGUAAUUAAGUUGUCACCAUACUAUUAUUAAUAAUCCAAUUUGUUUCAAGAAAAUUUAUUGAAUUAGGCGUUACUUUGCGGAAAUCCAUAAUUUUACAAAUGAUUUAAGUUUUCUUUAGUGUUAAUUCCGCCAAUAUUUGUUUUUAAAACAAUUCGACACGUGUUUUCGCCUCUACACGAGGCAUCCUCAGGACGUGUUGUCUCGCCAAAAUCUUGAGUCAAAAAUCAUCUUGAGUCUCGUGCCAGAUUUUGGCGAGACAACACGUCCUGAGCAUGCCUCGUGUAGAGGCGAAACACGUGUCGAGUUGUUUUAAAAACAAAUAUUGGCGGAAUUAACACUAAAGAAAACUUAAAUCAUUUGUACCAAUAUGUUUCGUCAAUUGACAUGCAAAAUAUGUUAUAGAGUUAUCUAAGUACCAACACACUACUGUUAUACUGAAACAUGUCGGAUUUCACAAUUCUUUCAUUGAUAUUAAUAAAAUUAAAAGUUAAAGAUAUUGUAAUAUAUGAUGUCAUAUAGUUAAUGGGUUUUCCAAUAAGGACUUGACAACUUUGUUUGAAAAUAAAAUGAAAACCAUUUGCGAUAUUUCAAAAAUUUUAGCAUCGGGUUGAACAUACAAAACAUUUAUAAAUGGAACUCGACUUAGCUCAUAUGGCCACCGCGGGCACGUUUGCACAGUCGAUUCGUUGGACCCAAUUUUCCAUGACUCGGCCACACAGUUCGGCCGAAACGGCUGCUAUUUCGCGUUCAAUGUUGGCUUUGAGCUCUUCUAACGUCGUCGGCUUGUUAGCAUAGACCAAUGACUUGACGUAGCCCCCAAAGGAAACAAUCUAGACCAAUCGACUGGUCCAUUUCUUGAGAUAACACGCUCAUCAAACUUGUUCAUCAAUAAAUCGAUUGUAACGUGCCCGCGGUGGCCAUAUGAACGAAGUCGAGUUCUAUUCAUAAAUGUUUUGAAUGUACUUCAACCCGAUACUAAAGUUUUUGAAAUAUCUCAAAUGGUUUUCAUUUUAUUUUGAUAAAAAGUUGUCAGGUCCUUAUUGGAAAACCCCUUAUUAGCAAAUGAAAUGAAAUUAUGCUGAGAUAAAGCUAACGGCCGUUCCCAAUAUUCAGUCGAUCUCUUACUUGAGAUAAAAAUCGUAACUAUCGUUGACUUUUCUGUACCGAUAAACUUAUCGACGGUAACUCACCUUAUCCGUACGCUGUCUGUCAUUGGGACGACUUAUAGCUUACCAGCGAUAGAAGUUUGUAUGGAAAUAGCAUUUAACGCGUCCCAAUAUAAGGCGAUAAGAAUGACUUAUCGGGUAUAUUGGGACAGCUUCAGAUUAUUGAUAGGUAAUUACUGACAGUAGAAGGUAGUAAUUUGUCCCAAUCUGUAUAUAGUAUAUUGAGAACGGCCGUAAGACAGCCCAAUACAAAAAGUAAGAUUGUGAUUUAUCAAACUCAGCUAAGUUUUACAUAAGUAAAGUCUAAGUAUGCUCUGCAGAUCUUAACCUAAGUAACGAAACUCCCGUUGGUAACCCUUAGUGUAAAGUAUUUUUGUUUGUAUGCCAAUUUCACAGAUAACCAUUAAUUAUUGCCCUUUUACAUCUUAUGACUCACUUCGAACCAAAGCCGUGAUUGUUCAAAUUAUACUAAUGUCAAACAUUCGAUGCCCGCUUUCAAAAUCCAUAGACAAACGACUGAGAAAUCAGCUUGAUCGGUUUAUCUGUAAGCUGUGUUAUAAUUUUGUAUUGAAUUGAAAUUGAUAUAGAAAAAUCACUAAAUUCAAAGAGAUGAAAGACCCGCGACUUCGUCCGCGUGGACUUUCAUCUCUUAUUCCAUCUCCAAAUAAAUGAGAGUUUCUUGCGCCGCUUCUUAUCUCUCAGAGCGCCAUUUGUUACCGAAGCGGUAGUAGUAUCUAGUAUAUUAGAAAUGACAUUCAAGAGAAUUCUAAACGAAUCAAUUUUGAGAAAAUAAAUGCCUUUUAUGCCUUUGUAUAUGAUUGUGAUAAUAUAUGAUUGUUUGCUUCUUAUCAAGUACCUAAAGCAAAGUUUCAUGGUUUAUCUCCGAAAAUGAUAAAUUUUCAUCCCUUAUUUUAAUCCCUUCAUGCCCUUUUUAAAAACAAAUGGUUGCUUGUGUGUGUCUAUGUUUAAACCAAAUCUAAUCACAAACAAAUCCGGAGUCAGGCGUAAAAGCGUGACUUUGUUUGGAGUUCCAUACGAACUUUCUUUCCCCCACAUGUAGAAAUUUCUAAAACGCUACAAAAAAUACUUAUUUAUGUCUUAUCAAGUGCCUAAAUAAAAAGUUUCAUGGUGUUCAUCUUCGAAAAUGUCGAACCUACAAACUUCCAUCCCCUAUUUCAACCCCUCCAAGCCUUUUUUUCGCGAUACAAGGUAGCCUAUGUCCUUUCCCAAUCUCUAGUCUAUCUAUGUACUGAAUAUCAUCAAAAUUGAUUCAUUGGUAUAGGCGUGGACGCACUUUUACCGAAAUAUAUUAUUGUUUAUAAGUAAGUCCCGUUUACACCAUUUUUUUAAUGCGCGGCGGGCAUAGAAUGUUUGACAUUUGUAUACAAAUUUAGUCACGGACUAGUAAAAAAAAAGGACUCCGCGCCGUGAUAUUAGCAAGUGAAGCACCUUUACGCUAGUGUGUGUGCGGUUCCGGGGGUACCAGUUACACAAUUUUUACUCCCUUAAAUAAUCAUAUAUCCACAAAUACUUUUAUAGGAUUGUUUUUACAAUUUUUCACAACGCACGACGGCAUUUUUAAAAUAUUUUAUUGCGACGCAAACUGUUCUGUGACAGACGAUGGCAAAUCUCAUAAUGGCGGCCGAUCGGCUUGUAUUGGUCUAAAUGUAUGCGCGGGGGCUAUGUAUUUACACGUUUACCGGCUUGUUUUGGUGCUUCACUGCUAUGCUGACACGGAUUCCUUCGUUUUUUACUCGUCCGUGAAAUUUAGUAUAGUUUUGAGUAUUAAGAAAAUUAUUACUAGUGUAUAAUGACAAUUAUUAGUAUUAUUUUGUUGUAGAGUUUUAUCCUAUUUUUUUUUCACUGUAUGAAAUGUGAUAUGAUAUUGUCUAUAAAUAAUUAUAUUAUAAAUAUUAUGUAAUACUUACUUUUGUUUUUGUUUAUUUCCGUUUGAACUUUAUUGUAUGUUUUCAUUGCAAAUAAAUACUUCCAAAUGUUGAAUAGUAAGGACCUUAUUGUUGACAGAUUAUAUUAAUACGUAUUUAUUCUGUGAAUUUUCUAUGUUGUGAAUAAUACAAAAUAUUAUAAAGUGAUGUGUA